Molecule: messenger RNA, 1446 nt
Organism: Marchantia polymorpha subsp. ruderalis
Lineage: Eukaryota; Viridiplantae; Streptophyta; Marchantiopsida; Marchantiales; Marchantiaceae
Source: the annotation of a GenBank genome assembly
GAGAAACGAAGUCUUCGUCGAGCAGCGCAGCAACCAGUCCUGAUCGAGAGGACGUUGAGAUAGCUACACUUGGGCGUCUACGACUGACUGCACAUGUCUACUCUGGAGAAGGAGGGAGACGGAGGCGCAGUGCCCUAGGGGGCCGGGGACCUGGAGCUCGCCCACUCAUUUCCCUAUGUUCCCUUGGUUCGGUGUAUCCUUCGGUGGGGGUCUUUCACAUCGCUUGGUAUACAUUACCUUGCCUUUUCUUUUUGACCUCUACAAUCGUACUAUUUUGGGAGGUAGUUCAUGUGAUCGCCCAAGAUUGAGAAUCCACGGAGCUGAGAAGCUCGACAGAAUUGACCAGCGUUUCCUGGAACGCGCUUCCCUCCCACCCGGACGAGGGUCGAGCGCUACAGCAGCCUGCCGCGAAGUGAUGUUCUCGAUGGCAAGUGUGGGUGAGAGAGUUAGAGAGGUUCAGGACAAGGACCAGAGGCUUUUCACCGGGCUGCGCUGGCACCACCAGUCCAGGUCAAGAGGAUCAAUCACCGCGGGUAGUUGGGACAGAAGCCAACGUAGUGGAUUGUGUUCCUAGUAGUAAGUGUGCAAGUUAGAAGCUAAGGCGAAGGAAGGGACAGCGAGUUUUAGACUGAGGCUGCUGCAGCUCGCGUUUCUGCUGCGUACUUCGCUGGAGGAGAUAGACGAUGUCGCAGACGCGAUGGUAUAAAAAUAUGGAACCGUGCUUAUUCGGAUGUCUCUCUCAGUUCUUUCAGCUCUUGGCAUUUUCUUCUCCCCACCCCAAUCGCAUUCCCCACCGGUGAUUGGAAACGCUUUCGGAAAGUCGAAAAGACCCGCGAGGAACCAAUUGUUACAAAACAAAUCUGUUGAUCUCUUCUUGUACGGGGUCGUGCGUCCACCUCGGAGUAGCCUUUCUUCCUCGGAGUGUCCUUGUUUUGUAUGGAUCAGUAUCGCCUCUGCGCUCCACAGGCCAAGGGUCGAGGGGCUAACUCUAGCGUUCGAAUAGAUAGCUAGGAACUUUUUCUGGGCAGUCAAGCCUAGGUAACUGAGAGGUAAACGCUGAAAAGCGGCGCAGAAGAAAAUUCGCACUGUUGACAGGGACAUGUCACGAACAAGGAAGAAUAAAGAGGGGAAGAUAAAUUCACGAAGAUAUUGGGUGAGAAAAUUGAAACUCUACUUCGCACUGGAGAGUCGUCUCCGUUUGCAUCGGGAUGAUCAAUUUAUCUGGAGACUCUGUGAGGCACUCGAGAUGGGAGAUUUUGUGAAUGCUCGGUACAAUGUCUUCAGUAACUAGAGCUGUUACGUGCGGGUCACAUGUACUUUGGCUCUUUUCGCUAGUGCUCAGCUGCUCACAUUCGUCCACUCAAGGUGUGUUCGAGUGAUGAGAUAGAUUCACACGAUAUCACCCAGCAGUAUGCAUUUCAAUGUAUGUUAUCCAGUUUGGCCUUC